UGUGGCGUCGUAAAAAAAAAAAAAAAAGGAGGCGGCCCGCCUAGUUACAGCAGAGAUGACGCCUCUGCAAUUCUGAGAGUCCCCAGCAAGCCGGGGCUAGUAUAAAGCGGGGGCGGAACGAACGACUCCUCCCAUCAUGCCAGGGGGCAGCUCCGCGCGUCCCACCCUGGGAGUUAUAGUUCCCUGCCCCUCAGAUCCAGCGGCAUCCUCAGUGUGUGAACUCUGUUACCCAGAAGGCCUCCAGCACCGAAGCUGGAAUUCCUCGGUUACUCGUUCUCUCCGGCAAUUAGCGGAACCUGUUAGCGCUGCCCACAAGGCUCAGCGGGGCUGCGCGAGGUUAGUGGCUAAUGAAGAGGAGCUUCGGUCAACUGCCACCUGGCCCCGGCGAGAGGAAGUGCCUGCCAUGCCUCACAUCGACAACGACGUCAAACUGGACUUCAAGGAUGUCCUGUUGAGGCCCAAACGCAGUACCCUUAAGUCUCGAAGUGAGGUGGAUCUCACAAGAUCCUUUUCAUUUCGGAACUCAAAGCAGAUGUACACUGGGAUCCCCAUCAUUGCAGCCAAUAUGGAUACUGUAGGCACCUUUGAGAUAGCCAAGGUUCUCUGUAAGUUCUCCCUCUUCACUGCUGUCCAUAAGCACUACAGCCUCGAGCAGUGGAAAGAGUUUGCUAGCCAGAAUCCUGACUGUCUUGAGCAUCUGGCUGCCAGCUCAGGCACAAGCUCUGCUGACUUUGAGCAGCUGGGACAGAUCCUGGACGCUAUUCCCCAGGUGAAAUAUAUAUGCGUGGACGUGGCCAAUGGCUACUCUGAACACUUUGUUGAAUUUGUAAAGGAUGUGCGGAAGCGCUUCCCUGAACACACCAUCAUGGCAGGGAAUGUGGUAACAGGAGAGAUGGUGGAAGAGCUGAUUCUCUCUGGGGCUGACAUCAUCAAAGUGGGAAUUGGACCAGGUAAGCUGGUUCACUGGGGGCCACUGGCCACCGCUUCAGUGGCAGACACCUGUGGAGAACUUCCCUCUCAUUCUUGUCACGUUCUUCUCAGGCUCUGUGUGUACCACCCGGAAGAAGACCGGAGUUGGGUAUCCACAGCUGAGUGCAGUGAUGGAGUGCGCAGAUGCUGCCCAUGGCCUCAAAGGCCACAUCAUUUCCGUAAGGCCAAGAGCAGGGUAGGGUAUGAGGCUGCCAGACAUCUGGGUUCUCUGCCAGGUCUGGAGGCUCUGGUAGAGGUGGAUCAGGACUCCUGGGUUCCUGUCAGCUUUGAGGUGGGCCACUGGGACCUCCUAGAGGGCUUGGGGCAUCCAUACUCUCCCUUCAUAGUGCUCCUUACUUUGCAGGAUGGAGGCUGCAACUGUCCCGGGGAUGUGGCCAAGGCUUUCGGGGCAGGGGCUGACUUCGUGAUGCUGGGCGGCAUGCUGGCUGGGCACAGCGAGUCAGGUGGUGAGCUCAUCGAGAGGGAUGGCAAGAAGUACAAGCUCUUCUAUGGCAUGAGUUCUGAAAUGGCCAUGAAGAAGUAUGCCGGGGGCGUGGCUGAGUACAGGGCCUCAGAGGGAAAGACAGUGGAGAUGCCCUUUAAAGGGGAUGUGGAACACACUAUCCGAGACAUUCUUGGAGGCAUCCGCUCCACCUGUACCUACGUGGGAGCAGCUAAGCUGAAGGAGCUGAGCCGGAGAACUACCUUCAUCCGUGUCACCCAGCAGGUGAAUCCGAUCUUCAGUGACAAGAGCUAGACCUGAGCAGUUCUGCCCUCCCAGGGCGCCAGCACCCACCACAGGGCUCCCCAGUGGGCCCCUCUCCCAUCCCAGCUACUAGGGCUAUUACUUGGUCAUUUCCUAUCCUCUCUCUGCUAAGGGCUCCUGCAGUAUUCUGUACUUUAUCUGCACAUGCAAAAUGCCCAGGGCACCCACUGGGGAGGAAGCAAGGAAGGCAGGCUGAGAAAAUAAAGUUAAGAUAAUCAAAUGGGAAUCUGGGGACCCAGAAUCCUGAAGAUUAUUAAAAGGAAAAGAUGCUCAUUCAUACAUAAGUGUUUUAUAUGGCCUUGGUCUGGAAGAGGUAGGCUUUUAGAAUCAUGUUUUGUUAAUCAGAUUCAUUAAAUAGAUCUUUGAAUAUCUACAAAGCUCAGAAGUGUUUAUGUAUUUUAAAUACCUCAAUAAAGAGAGAUCCCAAUGA
Molecule: messenger RNA, 2165 nt
Organism: Orcinus orca (killer whale)
Lineage: Eukaryota; Metazoa; Chordata; Mammalia; Artiodactyla; Delphinidae
Gene: GMPR2
Product: guanosine monophosphate reductase 2
Exons: 8
Coding region: 137-1726 (529 amino acids)
Biological process (GO): nucleotide metabolic process
Cellular component (GO): GMP reductase complex
Molecular function (GO): GMP reductase activity
Source: RefSeq, a predicted model, not a curated record